This is a messenger RNA of Ostreococcus lucimarinus CCE9901, 2734 nucleotides long. RefSeq lists its product with no specific name. Gene Ontology annotation, molecular function: ATP binding; nucleic acid binding; alanine-tRNA ligase activity. The coding region runs from base 1 to 2721 and encodes 906 amino acids. The record is from RefSeq and is a predicted model, not a curated record. Gene Ontology annotation, cellular component: chloroplast; cytoplasm; cytosol. The transcript has a single exon. Gene Ontology annotation, biological process: alanyl-tRNA aminoacylation; tRNA modification. Lineage: Eukaryota; Viridiplantae; Chlorophyta; Mamiellophyceae; Mamiellales; Bathycoccaceae.
AUGAGCGCGGCGACCGAGCGCGAACGGUUGACGAACGCGAACCCGAACGCGCGAGGGAAGGAUAACUCCGGCGCGGCGAUUCGACAGAGGUUUCUGAAAUUUUACGAGACGCGCGGACACGCGGUGCUGCCGUCGAGUUCGUUAGUCCCGGAGGAUCCCACGGUGUUGCUCACGAUUGCGGGAAUGUUGCAAUUCAAACCGGUGUUCAUGGGACAGCGGGAGCGCGCGCACGAGAGGGCGACGACGACGCAAAAGUGCGUGCGGACGAAUGACAUUGAAAACGUCGGCGUCACGGCGAGGCAUCAUACGUUUUUUGAAAUGUUGGGGAAUUUCAGUUUCGGGGAUUAUUUUAAGAAGGACGCGUGCCAGUGGGCGUGGGAGUUGGCGACUGGGGAGUUUGGGUUGAACCCCGAGCGGGUUUGGGUGAGCGUGUUUCGCGAGGAUGACGAGGCGUUUGCGAUUUGGCGCGACGUCGUGGGCGUUCCCGAGUCUCGCAUUAAGCGCAUGGACGAGAAGGAUAACUUUUGGGCCGCCGGUCCCACGGGCCCGUGUGGGCCGUGCUCGGAGCUGUACUACGAUUUUUACCCAGAACGUGGGCUCGAGGGUGCGGAUUUGGAUGAUGAUUCACGAUUCAUCGAGUUUUACAACUUGGUCUUCAUGGAACUCAAUCGCGACGCCGACGGCGGCGUGACGCCGUUGAAGAAUAAGAAUAUCGACACCGGCAUGGGUCUCGAGCGCAUGGCGCAGAUUCUUCAAGGCGUGCCGAACAAUUACGAAACAGAUUUGAUAAUGCCCAUCAUUAAUAAAGCGGCGUCGAUGGCUGGGAUCGAUUACAACGCGUGCAACGACGUGCAAAAGCAGCAGCUCAAAGUCAUCGGCGACCACACGCGAGCGGUGAGUUACAUGAUUUCCGACGGCGUUUUCGCCUCGAAUAUCGGGCGUGGGUACAUCGUUAGACGAUUGCUUCGCCGAGUUGUGCGAAACGGGCGUUUGCUCGGGAUCAAGCCCGAAGAAGGGGCGAGCGCGUUCACGCCGGCCAUCGCCGAAGUCGCGAUUUCCAUGUCGGAAGGUUGCGAUCCGCAAGUCGCUAAGAACUCGGCGCGCAUUCUCGCCGAGCUCGAGCGCGAGGAAUUGAGCUUCCAGAAGACACUCGGUCGUGGCGAAGAGAUGCUCGCUGAGCUCAUCGAGACGGCGAAGAAGACAAAGACGGGGUUGAGCGGCAAGGAUGCCUUUACGCUGUACGAUACGUAUGGCUUCCCGCUUGACAUCACCGCGGAUGUCGCCACUGAAGCUGGUAUCACGGUGGACUUGGAAGGUUUUGAGAGUGCGAUGGCCGAGCAGCGUUCGAUGAGUCAAGCCGCACAUCAAACUGUAGACGUCACCGCUGGGAAUGCGUUGGCGCGAGUCGCGGAUGAGCUCGGGGCGAAGAGCACCUUCAUUGGGUAUGAAAGCACGUCGAGCGAUGUUUCCAACGUGUUGGCCAUCGUUUGCGGGGGAGAAUCCGUGGAGGAAGCGCCGGAGGGUGCCAAAGUGGAUAUAGUCUUAGAUGUCACGCCGUUCUACGCCGAAAGUGGUGGUCAAGUGGGUGAUAACGGCGUGCUUCACACCGCCGACGGCGCGACGCUGGAGGUGUCGGAUGUGCAAAAGGCCGGCGGCGGUCGCAUCAUCGUACACACGGCCACCGUGACGAAGGGCUCGAUCAAGAAGGGCAGCCAGGUAACCGCGAACGUGGACGAAAACUCUCGCCGACGCGCGAAGAGCAAUCACACCGCCACGCACUUGCUUCAAUCCGCGCUCAAGAAGGUUCUCGGAGAAGACGUCUCCCAAGCCGGUUCGCUGUGCGGUUUCGACCGCCUUCGAUUUGAUUUCAAUUCUCCCAAGGCGCCGACCGAGGCUCAACUUUUGGAGGUCGAAAACUUAGUUAACGGAUGGAUUUCGCAAAGCGCGGCUUUGACCGCGGAAGAGAUGCCCAUCGCCGCCGCAAAGGACAAAGGAGCGACGAUGAUGUUUGGCGAAAAGUACGGUGACGUCGUGCGCGUCGUCGACGUGCCGGGCAUCUCCAUGGAACUUUGCGGUGGCACGCACGUGUCUAACACAGCUGAAAUCGGAGGCUUCAAAAUAUUGAGCGAAGCUGGCAUCGCGAGCGGCAUCCGACGCAUCGAAGCUGUCGCGGGUGCGGGCGUGGUUGAGCUUUUGCAGCAACGCGACGCCGUGGUGAAGCAGCUCGCCAGCGCAUUGCGCGUGCCGCCGGAGGAAAUCACGGGUCGCGUGUCGAGUUUGCAAGAAGACUUGCGCGCGACGCAGAAGCUCGCAGAGUCUCUGAGAGGGGAAUUAGCCGUCGCCAAGGCUGGUGCUUUGGUGUCUCAAGCUCGCGAAGUUGGCGAGGCGAAGGUGCUCGUGGCGCGUCUCGACGGCGUCGAUCCCGCCGCGCUCAAAGUCGCCGCCGAAAACCUCGCGGCGCAGCUCGGUGACGGCGCCGCCAUCGUGCUCGGCAGUGCAAAUGGUGCAAAUGUCGGUCUCGUCGCCCUGUUUGACGACAAAGUUCAAAAGGAUGGCGGUCUUAAAGCCGGUCAAGUCCUUGGCGCCGCGGCGAAGAAGUGCGGCGGCGGCGGCGGUGGGAAACCGGGAUUUGCCCAAGCCGGCGGUCGCGACGCCACGCAACUCGACGCCGCCUUAGACGAAGCUCUCACCACAGUCACCGCCGCUUUAUCGCCAAAGUAAACCAACGUCACCG